Molecule: messenger RNA, 1740 nt
Organism: Trichoderma asperellum CBS 433.97
Lineage: Eukaryota; Fungi; Ascomycota; Sordariomycetes; Hypocreales; Hypocreaceae
Molecular function (GO): arylsulfatase activity
Source: RefSeq, a predicted model, not a curated record
ACAGCUCAUACCUUAUUAUUACUUCACUCCACCCCCCCGACACUAGGAAAACAGUAACACAACGCCACAGCAUCAUGGCCAAGGAGCAUCACCGCAAUAUUGUUCAGCUGGUGGCGGACGACUUGGGUCUGAUGCUGGGCUGCUAUGGCCUUCAAGCCAUCAAGACACCUAACAUCGACCGCCUGGCCUCGCAGGGCACGCGGUUCACCCACGCUUUUGCCAGCACCGCCUCGUGUAGCGGCAGCCGGUCCACCAUCUACACUGGCCUACACACACAUCAAAACGGGCAGUACGGGCUCAACCACGGCUGGAACCACUUCCAGACACACGAGCACAUCGAGACCCUCCCGCGCAUCUUCAACGCCUUGGGAUACCAGACGGGAAUCAUUGGCAAGGUCCAUGUUGGGCCCCAUGAGGUAUACCCAUGGGAGUGGUUUGCGCCCAGCCACAGCCGCGAUGUGCUGGCAAUGGCUGAGCAGGCUGGUCAGUUCUUCGACAAGGCUUCCGAGACCGGACGGCAGUUCCAUCUAACGGUGGGCUUCCGCGAUCCGCAUCGCGACGCCACGAGGAUGGGCUUCGGGAACGAAGACAGCGAGGUGGCGGCUAUCACUGUGCCUGACUACCAGCCUGAGGCGGUGGAGAUCCCCGAGUUCAUCAGCGAUGUGCCUGAGCUGAGGCGGGAGCUGGUGGAGUACUACAAGUCCAUCAGCCGCAUGGACGUCGGCGUCGGCAAGAUCUUGGAGGAGCUGGAAGCAAGAGGCCUCUCGGACAACACGCUCGUCAUCCUUGUCAGCGACAAUGGCGCUCCUUUUGUCAACUCCAAGACAACCCUAUACGACGCCGGCGUUAAACUCCCUCUCAUCGUCCGCCAGCCAGGCGCCAAAGCCGGCGUUGUCAACCCUAACCUGGUCUCCUUUCUCGAUAUUCUGCCAACCUGCAUCGACUGGGCUGGUAACCCGUCCUUCCAGACGGCCCAGAGCGACACCUCGCCCCCAAGGCUGGGGACCUCUUUUCUGCGCAUCCUCGAUGUUGACGAGAUUCUUCCCAAGGACAAGUGGAAGCAGUACAUCUUCGGCUCGCAUACCUUCCACGAGAUCCAGAAUUACUGGCCCACGCGCUUCAUGCGUGAUCGCAAGUACAAGUACCACCGCAACAUUGCCUGGCGGCUCGACUUUCCCUUUGGCACAGACUUGUACGGCAGUCUAAGCUGGGAGGGCAUCCGCAACAGCGUAGUACAACCAGAAGCCGUGGCCGAGGGUGACACCCCGGAAGUUAUGAUUGGGCGACGCCGCCUCGCUCACUACCUCUUCCGCGGCCCAGAGGAGCUUUUCGACCUAGAGGCCGACCCAGAAGAAGUCAACAACCUAGCUAAGGACCCGGUGCACCAGGCUAUACUGGAGGAUAUGCGCAAGAAGACAGAGGAGUGGCAGUAUAUGACGAGUGACGUGUGGCUCUUUCGGGACGGCGUCAGCGCCAUCACGAGCCAGAAACACCAGAAGUUAGGACUGGAGCUGCCAGAUCGCUUUGAUUUUGAUCUAAAGAAGCCAGGGAAUGUUACCGGCCCUUACUGGGCGCCUCCGGCUGGAGUGGCCGCAAAAGAACAGGGACCGAGUGUAAAUAUGCAGCAAGGGUGACGUACUGUACCGCAACUUUCACAGUAUUCUCGAAAUUAUGCGAGUAGAUAUAUAAAUAUAACCCUGAGCAGCUACAAGUUAUGUUGAUAGUAUAUACUCAUCGAUU